Molecule: messenger RNA, 816 nt
Organism: Cottoperca gobio
Lineage: Eukaryota; Metazoa; Chordata; Actinopteri; Perciformes; Bovichtidae
Product: GPI-anchored CFEM domain protein A-like
Exons: 3
Coding region: 1-681 (226 amino acids)
Source: RefSeq, a predicted model, not a curated record
AUGGCUAUUGGUUUGUGUCUAGGUGAGGUGUGGCUUGAUAUAAAGGCAGAGUCAGCUGACUGCUGUCACUGUGGAUCUGCGCUCCAGCACACGGAAGCCAAUAUCCCUCAGGCUUUCCCCCUCAGCCAAUGCCAGGAGGAUACCCUCCUCAAUGUCCACCAGGCAUCACCCCGUCCCAACCCUUCCCUCCUCAAUGUCCACCAGGCAUCACCCCGCCCCAACCCUUCCCUCCUCAGCCCUGUGGGCCACCUGUGUACUAUCCUGGAGCUCCACCUUGUGGAGGGUGUGGACCUGGCUAUGGUCCUGGUCAUGGGCAUGAUCAUAGUCAUGACUAUUGUCCUGGUCGAGGUCGAGGUCGAGGUCGUGGUCGUGGUCGCGGUCAUGGUCACGGGCAUCACGAGCAUGGGCACGGACACGGGCAUCAUGAGCAUGGGCACGGGCACGGGCAUCAUGAGCAUGGGCACGGGCAUCAUGAGCAUGGGCACGGGCACGGGCAUCAUGAGCAUGGGCACGGGCACGGGCAUCAUGAGCACGGGCAUGGGCAUGGGCCUGGGCACGGGCACGGGCAUGGGCAUGGCCACAAACACAAGCAUGGUCACAUGCAUUGCCAAUGCCACAAGAAAGGAAAGAAGUCCCACGGGUCCUCAAGCAGCUCCUGCAGCAGCGACUCGGACUAGAUGAAGAUGCUGGAAGGAAACAAGUUGCCACCUGGAAACCUUCAUCCUGCUACCUCAAAGCACUGCUUCCCAGCCUGGGGUCGGGACUCCACAUCUGUUAGCAAAGCUUUGCGGCGGCCUUGAUUUUUUACUAAUAAAA